Molecule: messenger RNA, 306 nt
Organism: Staurois parvus
Lineage: Eukaryota; Metazoa; Chordata; Amphibia; Anura; Ranidae
Source: the annotation of a GenBank genome assembly
UACUGUGUGAGCUGUGAUUGGUCACAUCUUGUCACAUGGUACAAGGCUGUUGUGAAUAGCCUUGUACCAUGUGACCUCUGUGAUCAUUCACAGAUUUCACACGUAGUAAGCAAUGAUGUCAGAAGUGACAUCUUGCCUACUACUCUGCAUAUGAUCACUGAUUGGCCAUUCAGUGCGCCAUUCGUGGCCUCAGCUGUCAAUCACCGAUCCCGGAUAGUGAUCCCCUGCUGGCAGCGGCCAAUCUCCGAGGAUUUCCAACGGGGGAGAGACAGUUAUGUAAACAAUACAGAUCUCUCCCAUCAGCUC